Molecule: messenger RNA, 753 nt
Organism: Verticillium alfalfae VaMs.102
Lineage: Eukaryota; Fungi; Ascomycota; Sordariomycetes; Glomerellales; Plectosphaerellaceae
Product: O-methyltransferase family protein
Exons: 2
Coding region: 1-753 (250 amino acids)
Molecular function (GO): S-adenosylmethionine-dependent methyltransferase activity; O-methyltransferase activity
Source: RefSeq, a predicted model, not a curated record
AUGAAGUCUGACGCCCCCGUCCUGUACCCGAACGAGCACGUCUCAGCCGCAGUGACCUCAUACUCGUCCACCCACUCGACCCCUCUCCCGAAGCACAUCACCGACUACCACGCCCACAUCAUCGCCACGCAGCCAGAGACCUCCAACUACAUGAUCAGUGACUUCCAGGCCCAGAACCACAUCUGGCUGGCCAAGCUCAUCGGCGCCAAGCGAGUCCUUGAAGUCGGCGUCUACGUCGGCUACUCCUCCCUCGUCUGGUCGCAUGCCGUCGGGCCCGAGGGCCAUGUGACGGGCCUCGAGUUCAACCAGGCCUACGCCGACCAAGCCGUCGCCACCUUCGCUGCCAACGGCGUCACAAACGUUGACGUCCGCGUCGGCGACGCCCUGUCCACGCUCCCCGCCCUCCGACCAAGCGAGCCGUACGACCUCAUCUUUAUCGACGCCCAAAAGUCCGGCUACCCGGACUACCUCGAUGCCAUCCUCGCCGGGUCGCCCGCCAGCGGCGGCGCGCGGCUGCUGCGCCCCGGCGGCCUCAUCGUCGCCGACAAUGUCCUGCGCAGGGGCAUCAUCGCUGAUGACAGCGACGAGAACCCCUGGGUCGUGCGCGAGAAGAAGGAGAGGUCCGAGUAUUGGCGGUCAAGCGACGUCGACGACCUCAGACGGUACAAUGACAAGGUGCAUGUUGAUCCGAGGCUCGAUGCGUGGUUGAUGCCGCUCUUUGACGGCGUCAACCUGGCGAGGCUCGUCGACUGA